AUGGCAUUGUCCCAGGCCACUCCUUUCUCAGCCACAGAGCUUCUCCUGGCCUCUGCCACCUUCUGCCUGGUAUUCUGGGUGGUCAGGGCCUGGCAGCCUCGGGUCCCUAAAGGCCUGAAGAGUCCACCAGGGCCCUGGAGCUGGCCCCUGAUCGGGCAUGUGCUGACCUUGGGGAAGAGCCCACACUUGGCCCUGUCGCGGCUGAGCCAGCGCUAUGGAGACGUGCUACAGAUCCGCAUUGGCUGCACACCCGUGCUGGUGCUCAGCGGCCUGGACACCAUCCGGCAGGCCCUGGUGCGGCAGGGCGAUGAUUUCAAGGGCCGGCCUGACCUCUACAGCUUCACCUUAGUCGCUGAUGGCCAGAGUAUGACCUUCAACCCAGACUCUGGACCAGUGUGGGCUGCCCGGCGACGCCUGGCCCAGAAUGCUCUCAACUCCUUCUCCGUUGCCUCAGACCCGGCUUCCUCGUCCUCCUGCUACCUGGAGAUGCAUGUGAGCAAGGAGGCUGAGGCCCUCAUCGGCGAGUUCCAGGAGCUGAUGGCAGGGUCUGGGUGCUUUGACCCCUAUGACCACGUGGUGGUGUCAGUGGCCAAGGUCAUUGGUGCCAUGUGCUUCGGGCAGCACUUCCCCCAGAGCAGUGGGGAGAUGGUCAGCCUUGUGAGGAACACCCAUGAUUUCGUGGAGACUGCCUCCUCCGGGAGCCCCGUGGACUUCUUCCCCAUCCUUAAAUACCUGCCCAACCCUGCCCUGCAAAAGUACAAGAGCUUCAACCGGAGGUUCCUGCAGUUCCUGUGGAAAAUGGUCCAGGAGCACCAUCAGGACUUUGACAAGAACAGAGUCCAGGACAUCAUAGGUGCCCUGUUCAAGCACUACGAGGAUAACUCCAGAGCUAGUGGGGGCCUCACGCCCCAGAAGAAGACUGUCAACCUUGUCAACGACAUCUUCGCAGCCGGGUUUGAUCCGAUCACAACAGCCAUCUCCUGGAGCCUUCUGUACCUUGUGACAAAUCCUGAGAUACAGAGGAAGAUCCAGGAGGAGCUGGACACGGUGAUUGGCAGGGCACGUCGGCCCCGGCUCUCUGACAGAUCCCAGCUGCCUUAUUUGGAGGCCUUCAUCCUGGAGACCUUCCGACACUCCUCCUUCGUCCCCUUCACCAUCCCCCACAGCACAAUAAGGGACACAACACUGAAUGGCUUCUACAUCCCCAAGGAACUCUGUGUCUUCAUAAACCAGUGGCAGGUCAAUCAUGACCCGAAGCUGUGGGGGGACCCAUCUGAGUUCCGGCCGGAGAGAUUCCUCACUGCCCAUGACACCACCAUCAGCAAGACCUUGAGUGAGAAAGUGAUGCUCUUUGGCAUGGGCAAGCGCCGGUGCAUAGGGGAGGUCCUGGCCAAGUGGGAGAUCUUCCUCUUCCUGGCCAUCUUGCUGCAGCAGCUGGAGUUCAGCGUGCCACCAGGUGUGAAAGUGGACCUAACCCCUACCUACGGGCUGACCAUGAAGCCUGCCCCCUGCGAGCAUGUCCAGGCACGGCUGCGCUUCCCCAUCAAGUGA
Molecule: messenger RNA, 1551 nt
Organism: Balaenoptera ricei (Rice's whale)
Lineage: Eukaryota; Metazoa; Chordata; Mammalia; Artiodactyla; Balaenopteridae
Product: cytochrome P450 1A2
Exons: 6
Coding region: 1-1551 (516 amino acids)
Biological process (GO): hormone biosynthetic process; progesterone metabolic process
Molecular function (GO): oxidoreductase activity, acting on paired donors, with incorporation or reduction of molecular oxygen, reduced flavin or flavoprotein as one donor, and incorporation of one atom of oxygen; iron ion binding; heme binding
Source: RefSeq, a predicted model, not a curated record